AUGGAUGUCCAACUGGAAUCCACACUUCAGAAUGGUAGCACAUCAGGGAAGGCCUCAACUCUUCCAGAGCUACCCCAUGUGACUAAUAACAUAAUACCGCUUUCGAACGUAUUACGCUUCUACACACAAGAAGCGUAUAAGCAGUUGAGCCGCCUGAUUGAAAACUUGGCCAAUGCAAAAACUAGUGAGAGCGACAUAUCACGCAAGCGCAAGUUUCUUGAGGUGAUUGUAUCUCUAAGACGAGAUUUUAUCAAAAUAUACACUUUGGUUAAGUGGGCUCAGAACUCAAGGGACGUGUCGAAACUAAUUGAUCUAUUGAAUUACUUCCGCCAGCAAGAAUUCUAUUUUGAAAACUUGAGUAUUGGUAUAAAUGAGCUUAAUAAUUUUAGUGGGGCUAAGCUCCCUGACUCUGAUAUUUUUACAGCUAUCGAGAUCUUAAUCAAGGGACGUCCUCAACUCCCAUCGUACAACUUCAUUCCGAGAGCACCUGUAUCACCAGAAAAAAUUCUAGAGGUGCUAAAAGAUAUCAAUAUGACUCUUACAGCUCGAAUGGCUCUUAUAGAGGAUAUGCCUUCUCGCUUCAAGAACAACUACGAGAUCAAGGAUGGAAGAGUCAUCAUCACCAUACCCAAUGAGUUUCAGGUCUCUAUUACGGUUGGGAACGAUCUCAUAAUUGAUUCCGAGCAGGAUUACUAUAAAUCACCAUUCUUCUUCAUCGACUUUGCAUUUUUAUUUGGUAUCAACCCGGAUACUGGCUUCAUCACACACAAAGAUAGCAGGAUAAUUACCAGACUCCCCAAAUCAUCCAGAGAUAAGCUUGAGACAGUGAUGAAUCAGGUUUUAUUAACUCAGUCGCUCUCUGGGCUUUACGACACACUUCACAAGUAUUCAAUAUCGUUCAAGCUCUAUCUUAUCUCCCGUCAACUCAGGGAUCUUUCAGUUCAGAGCAAAUGGAAGAAUAAUAUUCAGUUCCGCUAUUCUUCGUGUCUAGUCAUCAUUAAUUAUUGGUCUAAAAACUACUUUUCCAGGGACUGGAAAUCAUUCAUCGAGAUUGGAAUAGACAGACAUUACAAUCUCAACUUUCGUUGGUUUAAAAACGGAAAGUACAAUCUCAACCACAACAUCGAAAACAUUACUGGUGAUGACAAUGACGAUGUGCAAGACUUGAGCGUCGAUUUGAUACUCAGUCUCAUAAUAAAUAAACACUCUGAGAUCUUGAUGCGGAAGAUAUUCGAGAGGAUCUCCCUUCAAUUUCCACCUGACGCAUGCUCGUCUAUAAAUCCUUAUCAAUUAUUGAUUCAAGUUACGCCGGGAAAGUCGACCAUCCUCGCAAUCAAUCCACUCACUGGCUUCUUUUAUUUUAUGGAUCCAUCUCCGAUCCAAGCUCAAAUUCAAAACAGAAUUAAUAGCCCCCCAAGUGGUACUAAGACGAACACCUUUUUAAGUGAGAAUGAUAUCAUCACCAACGUUGUUCAUCACCUACUACACCUUCGUUUAGAGAGUUUGAGUGAAACGAUCAACAACCAGUUGAUAUCAAGUGAGUGGAUAGCGAACGACAUUAUCAAACUCAACGAGACCGAGACAAGUAAGCUCUAUCUGAAUCUGAAAAUUCCGCAGGAUACUGAUGUUCCUAAAAGACCUAGGAAGCUUCAGUUUUAUAGAUGUCGUAAUUGGCCAACGUUCUCUUUCUUGAUUUGCUCGAUCGAUGGUGUUGCACUUCAAACUCAAUGGUGGGUUUCUCGACUCAAGUCCAUGAAAGGAGAAUGGAGGAUACAGUGGAUGCAGAAGCUAAAGCCAAGCCAAGAAAGUGGUUACUCAUAUGCUUUUUUUAAAGAUCUCUCCAAGCUCGGCUCCAAUUUGAUUGUCGAUCAUAUAAUAGUGGAAGAGUUGCAAGCUCGCAAAAUCGAUUACAUCAGCUUCAGCGAUGAAAUUGCAAUCAGCCAUUUUGACUUGCCCUUCAAACUCGAGACUUCACCCACGAAGUAUGAAUCUAUCUUCGUCUUAUUCAACCAGGGGAAACUUUUACCAGUUUCUGUGUCCUCGACUUCGAUAUUCCUUCGUGUACUGCUAUCAUCCGAUGACCUCUCGACAAAAAUGGAUCUCUCACUAUCGGGAUCACUUAGAAACUUGUCGGAAGCAGAUAUAGGAGUUCUUGAAAAACUAGACGUGGAUAUCAAAGCUGAGAAAGAAAAGUUUGAGAUACGGAGUGUGGUCGAUUUGUCCCGAAAACUGAUGGACAGUCAGGAGUCAGAUGGGGCUCACAAUUUCUUGGGCAAGCUUUUCCUCCAUUUAGAAAAAGUCGACCUGUUGGUGAGAUUGUUAUAUCAGCUCAGAAAAACUAACAUUUUCGUUACAACUACUUCCAUCAAUCAACUAGAAUUCACUAUUGACCCUGUUUACGAACAGUUUCAUCUCAAACUCCCCGUUAACGACCAAGAAACACCAGAGUUGACCACAGGAGACCACGAGGAAGAUUCGGUGAAAGUGUUAACAAGAUUCUUGAAUCGUCAAAUUGCCGAAUCACAUGAAGCAUUGGUAGGAUCCAUUCGGUAUCUCAAAGAGUUUGCUCCGGUUGUCGGUGCAGCUAAGAAAAUACGCAUGCAUUUACUUGACAAGGAAAUACCCAAGCUUCCGAACAAAUUAUCAAAACUUCAAUUUGAAGUUAAAUUGCAACAUUUGAACUCAUUCCAAUUUGUGUUUUACCACAACACCACGAACCCAAAUGCUCCGAAAAAAACACAAAAAAAUAGAAUCUCAUUCGCCAUGAGUUAUGCCACCAAUAAGUUUGAUAACGAAGCCAGACUAUUUCAUAAAUUUUCCAUGAAGGAGAAUCUUAACUCCCAAAACCUCAGAUACAAGCCACUUUUUGAAAUGAUUUUCAAAGCUGCAAGUGAAUUGCAACAGGAGAUACAAAAGGAUUCGACACGAGGUUUACUAGUCAAACUCAAUUAUGACUUUUUGGUUGACCAUCUGAUCCUAGAGGCUUUGUUGCUUAAGAUUGCAGACUGUUUCUUGAACUAUAUUCAAAAUGAGUCUUGA
Candidozyma auris is the source of this 3039-nucleotide messenger RNA. RefSeq names its product Med14p (gene MED14). The transcript has a single exon. Gene Ontology annotation, cellular component: core mediator complex; mediator complex. Gene Ontology annotation, biological process: regulation of transcription by RNA polymerase II. Gene Ontology annotation, molecular function: transcription coregulator activity. The coding region runs from base 1 to 3039 and encodes 1012 amino acids. The record is from RefSeq and is a predicted model, not a curated record. Lineage: Eukaryota; Fungi; Ascomycota; Pichiomycetes; Serinales; Metschnikowiaceae.